AUGGAUGAUGCCCGCUCAGCCAUGAACAGCGUUCCCGCCUCCUCCUCCUCCUCGUCGCACCUCUUCGAAAUCCGAAACAUUGCCAACGCCGGGCGAGGCGUCAUCGCCACCACCGCCAUCCCCGCCGGAACCCUCAUCCUCCGAAGCGGACCGCCCGCUUUCCAUGUCAUCUUCAACAUCUACGCGAAAGAGACAUGCGCGUAUUGCUUCGCGUGGGACCGAGGACGGACGUUACCCGUGCGGGAGAAUGCGAUUGGGAAGGUGUUUUGUCGUGAGGAAUGUAGAGCAUUAUGGGUUGAAGAGCAGGGACAGGAGGGCAUGGAGGGGUGGAGGGGUUUGAAGAUGGGGCAUCAUCAUCAUGGGAGGAAGGGGAAUGGCGAUGGGGAUGAGGUGAUGGGGGGUGAUGUUGACGCCGGGGGGAGGCCUGGCGUGGAAGAGGUGGAGAUCGCAUGGCGGGAAGUGGAGAAAUUGGGGGAGGUGCUGAAGAGGAGUCGCUUGUUCGUCGUGGGAGAAGAAGGAGAGGCGAAGAAGAAGAGCGAGAAUAAAGCAUCCAAGAGAUUGCUACGCAGUAUCCUGGAAAGAAUAGCCUCCGGACCGCAAGAUGCGGAUCUCCCAGCCUAUUUCCUCUCCGGCGUAUUAUCCCAGACUCGAAAUCCCGAAAAGUGGGAAACGGAAGUCCUGUCUCUCGCGCAAGAUGCCACUCCCUACAACUCCCCCCGGGACCUCUCGCUCGCCUGCCUCGCCUACCUACGCCUCCUCACGCUGCUCCCGCCCUCCCUCCUCGCGCCCUGCACGCCCACGCUCUGCCGCGCAAUGCCGCAAGCCGACAACCACAACGCCUUCGGCAUCCGCGCCGCCGAGGAGGCGGAGGAAUACAUGGGCUACGGCGUCUACCCCUCGGCGAGCUUCUUCAACCAUUCCUGCGCUCCGAACGUCACCAAGAAGCGAGUGGGGCGGGAGUGGGUUUUUGAGGCCGCGCGGGAUCUCGCCGAGGGGGAGGAGUGUUGUAUUACGUAUCUGGGCGGGGAGGAGAGGGAAUUGGAUGCGGUGGAGAGGCGGCGGAGGUUGAGGGAGGUCUGGGGGUUUGAGUGUGCUUGUGGAAGAUGUAGACGUGAGAGUGAGAGUGAGAAUGUGAAUGAGAAUGUGAAUGAGAUUGAGAUUGAAAAGGGAUGA
Lecanosticta acicola is the source of this 1173-nucleotide messenger RNA. NCBI's taxonomy places the organism in Eukaryota, Fungi, Ascomycota, Dothideomycetes, Mycosphaerellales, Mycosphaerellaceae. The record is from the annotation of a GenBank genome assembly.